CAGACGACAUUAGAGCAACGCGGGAGCUGCAGUGCUGCCACUGUCAGAGGGCUUCAGCCGCGACGUUGUUUGGACUGACCUAUAAAACUGUGGCAAAUUUAAGUGGACUGCUUCGUAGCGCCAAAUGUAUCCUCCUUCUUGGCUUUAUCCGUAAAUGAAUAUCGUAGUUUGGAAGAGACACCAUGACCUAGUAGGAGGAUAAGCACGCAUGAAUGGACAGCACAGACACUGAAGUGCACUCCACUGAAAGGUGACUUCCACCAUUUUCACCUUCCCAAAACUUUUGAAUAUGCCAGGAAGUCAUAAUGAGCUCCAACAGCACAGACCUUGGCCUGUACCUGACCGUCAGCUCCCCAGGAAUGGGCAUUGACGACCCAGACACCAACGCUCUCCACAAGGACAUCUGGCAAGAGCUAACCAGCCCCGAUGGCAAUGACUCCAUCAGUGGCCUCUUCAAUUUUACAGGGUCGCACAAUGAGACAGUGACCUCUCUGACCUAUGACCCUCUUGGGGGUCACACAGUGUGGCAGGUGGUCCUCAUUGUCUUUUUCACCGGCCUCCUGUCCCUGGUCACCAUAAUCGGCAACAUCCUGGUGGUGGUAUCCUUCAAGGUAAACCGCCAGCUCAAGACUGUCAACAACUACUUCCUGCUCAGCCUGGCCGUGGCUGACCUCAUCAUCGGGGUCAUCUCCAUGAACCUUUACACCACCUACAUCAUCAUGGGCCAAUGGGCGCUAGGCAACUGGGCCUGUGAUCUGUGGCUGGCUAUUGACUAUGUGGCCAGUAACGCAUCCGUCAUGAACCUGCUGGUCAUCAGCUUUGACCGCUACUUCUCCAUCACCCGGCCACUCACCUACCGGGCCAAGCGGACCACACGGCGGGCUGGCUUGAUGAUCGGCAUGGCCUGGUUCGUGUCCCUGGUCCUGUGGGCCCCAGCCAUUCUAUUCUGGCAGUACUUUGCGGGGGGGCGCACAGUGCCCCCUGAUAAGUGCUACAUCCAGUUCCUCUCAGAGCCCAUCAUUACAUUCUGCACGGCUAUUGCUGCCUUUUACUUGCCUGUCACUAUUAUGAGUGUGCUCUACUGGCGUAUCUACAGGGAGACGCAGAACCGCGCACGGGAACUGGAGGGCCUGCAGGGCUCAGGGAGCCGAGGGAGGGUUGGAGAAAGGGCUCACUUCGUCCACCACCAGGCUGGGAGUGCCAGGAGCUGCAGCAGCUAUGAGCUAAGCCAAGUUUCCCAGAAGAAGACCCCCAGCCAGGCGCUGGCCGCACGCUUCCACUGUUGGCCCAUGAUGUGCUCCUGGAGGCCUGGCAGCGCCCGGCCCAUAGUGGGGGAUGCCGACCACAGCAGCAGCGACAGCUGGAACAACAACAACGCCGGGCUGUCAGUGGACCACUCGGGCUCGUCUGAGGAUGAGGAGAGAAAUGGUAGAAGGAUGAUGCCCCAGGACCACACCAUCUUCUCCAUAGUGCUUAACCUGCCAGGGAUGAAGGCAGCCGUCAACUCCCACCUCACCUCCUGCGAGGACCUGGACAUAGCCUCAGAAGAGGACACCCUGAGAGGGGAGGAGGACAGUCGGGGCAGCCUCUCUACCAUCACCACCACCACCACUACUACCACCCCUGAUGGGGCCAACACAGACACCAACAGCUACCAACAACGCUUUUCCUCCCGGAUCUCCAGAGUCCAGUCCAUGCCUGCCAUCCAGGCCACCAGAGUGGGGCCACUCUCUGGCUCCCCUGCCACAACCACCAAAUCGCCCUCGAUGCCGAUCUCCUUCAGAGAGGCAGCUCUAGCCAAGAGAUUUGCCUCCAGGGCACGGACACAGAUCACCAAGCGCAAGCGCAUGUCUCUGGUAAAGGAGAAGAAGGCGGCACAGACCCUCAGCGCCAUUCUGUUUGCCUUCAUCAUCACAUGGACACCCUACAACAUCAUGGUGCUAGUCAACACCUUCUGUAAUGGCUGCAUCCCCGAGGCUCUGUGGGCACUGGGAUACUGGCUGUGCUACGUCAACAGUACCGUCAACCCCAUGUGCUAUGCCCUGUGCAACAAGACCUUCCGUACCACCUUCAAGAUGAUACUGCUCUGCCACUGGGACCAGCGCAAGCGGCGGCGGAAGCAACAGUUCCAGGCACGGCAGUCCGUAGUGUUCCACAGGAGAAUUCCUAAAAACUCAACAUAGUGAGAUAUAGACCCAGUGGGAAUCGGGUGAUGAAGAUGAUGAGUCUCGAAUCUGACAGCUUUGUGGAUAGACGAGGCAUCCUAAAGAUUCUGUCUGUGGUGUUUAACUGCACAGAGAUUCACAAGGAGGCAGCCAUGUUGCUGCUGUGAUGGCUGAUGUUCUCUGUGUAGCCACAACUUCCCAAGUGACAUAUUCCUAUGUUUCUUUAGGAGAGCUCCUGUGGUGAAAGGUUCCUCUAGAUUGAUCAUUGCAGAGAAGUGCAGCUAAAAAGACUGACAGUGAAAACCAAUAGAGCAAGGGCUUUAAAUGCAUAGGCGGACAAUUCAAAGUUCAAUUGAUACCGAGGGAGAUUAUAUGAUGUACCAUUUCUAAUGGAUUUGGGGUUUUCCAUUUCUUACCAUUCAUUUUGUGGUAGUCAGAUCUGUAACGUACAGAGCAGUUUGGAUUGUCAAAGUCAACUGCAUCUGUACUGUAAUAUAGUAUAUAAAGCAAAGGCCAAAACAUUUUGUGUCAAUAGACUGCACUGUAUUGAUUUUGAGCUCCCUUUUGGCUAACUGAAUUUGAUUUAUUUGUUAUAUAUGGGUUUGUUUUUACUCUGAUGUCUGUACAUUGCCUUCCACUUGGAUAUUGCUUUCUUGAGUCUUAGACGAUGAGAUGAUUUAAAACAAAAGUGUCCUAUUUAUGACGACCAGUUUUUCAAAGUUUUUGGUUGUUUUUGUAUAUACAUUGGUCUAUAGUUUUUCCUCUAUAGAUUCUGCGCCAGUCUGAAAAAAAGUUGAUUUUGACCAUUUUACGGCACUUCAAUGAGCUGCUCGUGUUCAAUGUGAGUUGUUGUUUACAUGGUAGAGACAAUAAGUGAAACAACUUAUUAAAUUGUUGUUUACGUUGAGUAAUGGUAUAUUGCUAUUUCUACCUUGAUACCUAAAGAUUGAUUGUACACUAAAUAGAGCAGUCACUAUGAAUUGUAAUGUUUUGAUUUAUUAGAUUAUAUUUGAAAAGGUUUCUCCAUUUCUUCUCACUGGCUGUCCGAAUGUAAUCCCCUCACUAAGAUAUUGGUCUGUGGUCCCUAGAUGAACACUCUCUUUCUCCUAGAGGAUUUAGCAGUGCCACAGCAGCAUCUGCUGGAUGAAUAGAAUUAUACACUAGUAACUUUCAACUUACUUCCAUCAGGGAAAUGCUGUUGUGGGGCCAUAAAUGGGAGAUUGGGUGGGUCAAUGUCUGUACUCUACUUGACUCCUCUGUGCGCCUCUCCUCCGUUACCUGGAAACCGAAAAGUGGUAGCCAUACAGUGCAUCCGGAAAGUAUUGAGACCCCUUCACUUUUUCCACAUUUUGUUACAUUACAUGCUUUUUCUAAAUCGGAUUGUUUUUUUCCGUCAUCAAUCUACAUGCAUCAAUCUACUCCCCAUAAUGACAAAAACAGGUUCAGACAUUUUUGCAAAUGUAUUUAAAAAAAAUAAAUAUAACAUUUACAUAAGUAUUCAGUAUCCCUUUACUCAGUACUUUGUUGAAGCACAUUUGGUGAUUACAGCCUCGAGUCUUCUUGGGUAUGACACUACAAGCUUGGCACACCUGUAUUUGGGGAGUCUCCCAUUCUUCUCUGCAGAUCCUCUCAAGCUCUGUUAGGUUGAAUGGGGAGCGUCGCUGCACAGUGAUUUCCAGGUCUUAGAGAUGUUCAAGUCUGAGCUCUGGCUGGGACAUUUCAAAUACAUUCAGAGACUUUUCCCGAAGCCACUCCUGCGUUGUCUUGGCUGUGUGCUUAGGGUAGUUGUCCUGUUGGAAGGUGAACCGUCGCCCCAGUCUGAGGUCCUGAGCACUCUGGAGCAGGUUUUUAAUCAAGGAUCUCGCUGUACUCUGCUCCGUUCAUCUUUCCCUCGAUCUUAGCUAGUCUCCCAGUCCCAGCUGCUGAAAAACCUACCCACAGGAUGAUGCUGCAACCACCAUGAUUCACCGUAGGGAUGUUUUCAGGUUUUCUCCAGUCGUGACACUUGGCAAAGUGUUAAAUCCUGGUUUCAUCAGACUAGAGAAUCUUGUUUCUUUAGGUGCUUUUUGGCUAACUUCAAGUGGACUGUCAUGUGCCUUUUACUGAGGAGUGUUUUCCGUCUGACCCCUCUACCAUAAAUGCCUGAUUGGUGGAGUGCUGCAGAGAUCGUUGUCCCUCUGGAAGGUUCUGCCAUCUCCACAAAGGAGCUCUGGAGCGCUUUCAGAGUGACCACCAGGUUCUUGGUCACCUCCCUGACAAUGCCCUUCUCCCUGGAUUGCUCAGUUUGGCCGGGCAGCCAAGUCUAGGUGGUUCCAGACUUCUUCCAUUUAAGAAUUAUGUAGGCCACUAUGUCCUUGGAGACCUUCAAUGACGCAGAUUUUUUUUGGGUACCCUUCCCCAGAUAUGUGCCUCCACAUAAUCCUGUCUCUGAGCUCUACAGACAAAUUCUUCAAGCUCCUUGCUUGGUUUUUGCUCUGACAUGCACUGUCAACUGUGGGACCUUACAGGUGUGUGCCUUUCCAAAUCAUGUCCAAUCAUUUGAAUUUACCUCAGGUGGACUCCAAGUUGUAGAAACAUCUAAAGGAUGAUCAAUGGAAACAGGAUGCACCUGAGCUCAAUUUCGAGUCUCAUAGCAAAGGGUCUGAAUUCUUUUGUAAAUCAUUUGUAAAUACUUUUGCAAAAAUGUCUAAAAACCUGUUUUUGCUUUGUCAUUGUGGGUUAUUGUGUGUAGAUUGAUGAUUUAAAAAAAUAAAAAUAGAAUAAGGCUGUAACUUAGAUCCACCCAUCCCGGAUCCAGUAUAUUUGUCAUCAGCAGCGCUGAAUAGCAUAGCGCAACAGUCAAAUAAUAUUACUAGAAAAUAUUAAUAUUCAUGAAAUCACAAGUGAAAUAUAGCGAAACACAGCUUAGCCUUUUGUUAAUCACCUGUCAUCUCAAAUUUUGAAAUUAUGCUUUACAUCGAAAGCAAUACAAGCGUUUGUGUGAGUUUAUCGCAAAACAAUAAAUACACCUAGCAUCAGGUAACUUCUUCACAAAAAUCAGAAAAGCAAUCAAAUUAAUCAUUUACCUUUGAUGAUCUUCAGAUGUUUUCACUCACGAGACUCCCAGUUAGACAGCAAAUGUUCCUUUUGUUCCAUGAAGAUAUUUCUUAUAUCCAAAUACCUCCGUUAGUUUGGUGGGUUAUGCCCAGGAAUCCACCGGAAAGAGCGGUCACGACAACGCAGACAAAAAUUCCAAAUUAUAUCCAUAAUGUACACAGAAACAUGUCAAACGUUUUUUAUAAUCAAUCCUGAAGGUGUAUUUCAAAUAUCUAUUCGAUAAUAUAUCAACCGGGACAGUUGGCUUUUCACUAGGACCGGGAGUAACAAUGGCCGCCUCUUUCUUUUGCGCACAAAUCACUCUGAGAGCCCCCACCUGUCCACUUACGCAAUGUGGUUGUUCACGCUCAUUCUUCAAAAUAAAAACCUGAAACUAUGUCUAAAGGCUGUUGACACCUUAGGGAAGCCAUAGAAAAAGGAAUCUGGUUGAUAUCCCUUUAAAUGGGCAAUAGGGAUGCAUAGAAAGACAGGGGUUGCAAAAUAAGAGUCACUUCCUGAUUGGAUUUUUCUCAAGCUUUAGCCUGCAAUAUCAGUUCUGUUAUACUCACAGACAAUAUUUUUACAGUUUUGGAAACUUUAGAGGGUUUUCUAUCUCAAGCUGUCAAUUAUAUGCAUAUUCUAGCAUCUGGUCCUGAGAAAUAGGCCGUUUACUUUGGGAACGUUAUUUUUCCAAACAUAAAAAUAGUGCCCCCUAGCUUCAAGAAGUUUUAACAAAAUGUGGAAAAAGUCAGUGUCUGAACACUUUCCAAAUUCCCUGUAUGUAGGAGAGUUUCAAUUGGUUAAGCAAACGGAGGAGUUUGCUCCUCUCCUCUGGCCAGAAAUCCAAUUUGAGAUUAUCCCAUAAAAUCCCAUAGCUGAGAACAGAUACAAAACUUAGACCUGCUAGAUAUGACAUAUGGAGCUGAGUAGUGGUGCUUUUCAUUUCAGUGAUUUCCAAAAUUGAACAUUUCUAUCAAUUGUACAUAAAGUUAUUUGGCUGUGCAAACAGUGUGAUUUAUGGUGAUUUCUAUACAUGUUUUAAUAUCACGCAGUGCUAAAAUAAUGUAAUAGUUACAUUUGAAUGUAUUGUUAUUAUGUGAUGCACAAUGGUUCAGGCCUAAAUGUGAUGAAUACUGUUUGACAUUUUUUUGCUGUUUAAGAGUAUGUAUUACACUUAGGUUUGUAAAGGGAUAGUGAAAGCAAAUACCAUACAUGUACCACAGGCAUGUUGAGUAUGUGAUAUCGAGUAGAAUAACAGAAUGCUACCAUGUGGGGAAACACUUUCUAAUAACGAUCAGACAGGAACGUUAUUACAAAGUGUCACCCAAUAGGGUAUGUAAGCCAGAUAAUGAUGAAAGAGAAAUUAUUCAGUGUCUGAAUUGCCAAUGGAUAUUUCAGCUGCUUUCAACACCACGUGCUACGGUGUUAUUAUACUCCUGAUCAAGGGAAGUGUUUAUGUUUGAGAUGUGAACUACCUGAAGUAAGAUAAAAUUACUAACAAAAUAUUACUUUCAUAGUUUUUUGUUACAUUUCAAGUAUGCUAAUCGUAUCCAUGUUAUGUCAAUAAAC
Oncorhynchus keta (chum salmon) is the source of this 6809-nucleotide messenger RNA. Its product is annotated as muscarinic acetylcholine receptor M3-like. Lineage: Eukaryota; Metazoa; Chordata; Actinopteri; Salmoniformes; Salmonidae. Gene Ontology annotation, molecular function: G protein-coupled serotonin receptor activity; G protein-coupled acetylcholine receptor activity. Bases 306 to 2183 code for a protein of 625 amino acids. The transcript has 3 exons. The record is from RefSeq and is a predicted model, not a curated record. Gene Ontology annotation, cellular component: dendrite; plasma membrane; synapse. Gene Ontology annotation, biological process: saliva secretion; G protein-coupled receptor signaling pathway, coupled to cyclic nucleotide second messenger; positive regulation of smooth muscle contraction.